AUGGCGACGUCGGGAACAUACGUGACUGAGGUUCCUUUAAAAGGACGGCGGAGAAACAUUACAAGAGGUGGAAGAGCGAAAAUUUUCUUUUCCCUGAUGCCGUCGGCCACCACAUUCAAAAUGUCACCGUUCACGAUGGCGAAUGGGACUCCCACAGGGGUAUCAAGAUUUGGAACUACACAUUGGGAGAUAUUCAAGGAGAAGAGAGAGAUAGACGAUGAGAAUAAAACAAUGACGGUUAGAGGACUUGAAGGUCACGUGAUGGAGCUUUUCAAGGUUUAUGACCUCAUCGGCCAAUUUAUUCCCAAAACUGAAGAUAGUUGCAUCUGCAAAAUCACUAUGGUUUGGGAGAAGCGCAACGAUGAUGUCCCCGAACCAAGCAGCUACAUGAAACUCCUCGAGAGCAUGGUUGUAGACAUGGAGGACCACGUCCUCAGAGCUUAA
Eruca vesicaria subsp. sativa (arugula) is the source of this 444-nucleotide messenger RNA. NCBI's taxonomy places the organism in Eukaryota, Viridiplantae, Streptophyta, Magnoliopsida, Brassicales, Brassicaceae. The record is from the annotation of a GenBank genome assembly.